Molecule: messenger RNA, 3347 nt
Organism: Tachyglossus aculeatus (Australian echidna)
Lineage: Eukaryota; Metazoa; Chordata; Mammalia; Monotremata; Tachyglossidae
Gene: ARL6IP6
Product: ADP ribosylation factor like GTPase 6 interacting protein 6
Exons: 5
Coding region: 1-1236 (411 amino acids)
Source: RefSeq, a predicted model, not a curated record
AUGAGGCCCCCGCGCUCCGCUCCCGUCCCCGGCCUCAUCGUGGGGCUCAGCCCCUCGCCGCCGCCCGCGCCGCCCCCACUGCGCCUGCGCCCGCCGCACAUGCCAACAAGGAGCGGCCGGAUUGGCUGCCGCCCGCCGGGCCCCAAGCGGCCGCGGGGCGGGAGCAGCGGCGCCAGCAGGCUGACGGGCUUCGCCGCCGGCCAAUCGGGGCGCGCCGCCGGCCCGCAGCCCGGCGCCGAUUGGCCCUCCGCCGGCGCCUGGGGGGAGGGGAAGGCGGGGCUGAUAGCGUUAGCUGGGGCGCGCGCCCGCCGGGAGGGAGGCGAGGGGACGGGAGGAGCGGGGCGAGAGCGAGCAAGCGAGGGACAGCGGGAGGCGCGUGCGCGCGCGCGCGCGCGCCCCGGGCUGAGGGGAAAGGUAAGGACACGUCGCGCGCGCCCCCGCCCGCCCGUUUGCCUCCACGUCAGGGGCGCGUCGCCGGCGCUAGGACCGCGGCACGCGGCGGCGGCCUCGCGGCGCGCGCCGGGCGCUGAUUGGCCGGGGGGAGGCAGGCCGGGCGCUGAUUGGCCAGGGCCGCGGCGGGCGCCGGGCGAGGGAACUUCCGGCCGCUUCCCGCCAUGGCCGCUGUGGAGAGCGGCCGGCGGGGGGGGUGGCAUGGCCGGCCUCUUCCUCGCCCGCACCGGGGGCGAUGAGGAGGAGGAGGAGGAGGAGGGCGCGGGGGUGGUGCGGGAUCUGCGGGGAGAAUUCUCGGCGGCGGAGUCUCCCGCCGCGAGCCCGGCGCCCCUCACGCGCAACGGCGCAUGCGCGGAGGGCGGCCUGAGGCGGCCGUCGUCGUCGUCGUCGUCGUCGUCGUCGUCAUGGCGGCCGUGGCCGGCCCGGCUCCUGUCGGUGGCCUGCGCCCUCCUCUUCGUCGCCCUCCUCGCCUUCCUCCUGGCCAUCGUCUACCUGGUCGUGCAAGAGCUGCGGGUGGAAACGUCAAAGACCGAAGAUGGUAUGGAGACUGGUUUAUUAGGGUUCUGGACUCUACUUGUCAUAUCUUUGACAGCAGGAUUCUCAUGUUGCAGCUUUUCAUGGACAGUGACUUAUUUUGAUUCUUUUGAACCGGGCAUGUUUCCUCCCACUCCUCUUUCACCGGCACGAUUCAAGAGACUGACCGGUCAUUCUUUCCACAUGGGCUACAGCAUAGCGAUCCUGAAUGGCAUUGUGGCCGCUGUCACCGUCGCCUGGUCCCUCACAUGAAUCAACACUGGGUCAAUCACGUCGUAGAAACGUUUUCUGCCAAAUGCACAUAAUCGACUACAAACAACUUUUUACAACCCUGAAGACUGCCUUCUCCAGCUUAAAGGCCACGGGGCCUGCUGUCCAUGCAGAGGUUCAGAUUUACAGCUGAGUUCUGGGUUCUUUCUGCUUUCUCAGAUGCCGUUUUGAGAAGUUUAACCUUGUCUCUGUACAUUAUGUAGGUAGUUCCCUGAGUGUCGUUUCUUGAAUCUUCAUAUUUGGAUUUAAGAUCUGAGUUGGAAAAGACGCCCCCGAAAUGUGGGAGUGAUGUUGCAGUUAUUUGAACAAGUGCUGGUAACAUAAAUAGGAAAAGUUUUCUCAGUGGCACACUAUUUUAGCAAACAAAACAAUACCUCCUACUUUGAUGUUUUUAAAUUUAAAUGAAAUCGGUAGAAGUGACCAGUAGUCAGAAUGACUUACAAAAUUCACUCACUGAGCACGAGCUGUAUUUGUAGAAAUGUUUUUCUCCAGUGUUUUGUUUCUCCGUAAUGUUUUUUCACUCUAUUUUCAUACUUUCCUAGGGUGUUUGGAAUAGUGCUCUUCUUAAAUAGCUGCCAAUUUAGGGUUUUGCAAACAAAAAUUUCAUUUCAGAAUUUAGUAACUGGUUCAACUUGAAUAUUAUCACUUUUUAUUGAAAGCCUGGGUGUUUAAAAUGUCAUUUUUUAAUCGCACGGUCUGACCUUAUGUUUUUUUGUGCAUUUUUACUACUAAAAGGAACCUGAUUUCCUUCUAAUACAUGAGUCGGGAACAAAAAAGGGAAAGCAGUAUACACGGGUUGAGGCUGUCCAAGGCAAAAUGCCUAUCUGUCUGAAAGAGAAUUGCAGAAUCCCCAUUAGUGUCACCAAUAAAAAUGAAAACCGCCUCAUUUUUAACCCCCUGAAAUGGGAAUUUGGGAACAGGUGCUUUCUGUGGCAAGUGGAACAUCUGGACUCCUUUGGCUUGGAUGUAAGAUCGUAUCCUAAUUGCCCGAGGAGCCGUCCCCAUUAUUCUUUGGUUCACCUCGAAAAAUUUGAAGGAUUUGCCACUUUUGAUUUCCCUCAGCCAACUCCAUCUGGGAAUAGAAGAAUCAAUCACGUUUUCUCAGCUCUCACUGUGUACUAAGUGCUUAGGAGAAUAAAAUUUAUAUCAAAGUUGGCAAACCUGUUCCCUACCCACAAGGAACUUAAAGCCUAGAGUAGGGGAACCUUGAGGAGGUUUAUUUUAUUAAACAAAACAUCGCUGUCUCUGAAACCCUGGUUUUGUUUUUUUUGUACCAGAGGAAGAAACAAAAAUGGUAGCAGGAGUUCCAACAGAUAACCAUCCCAGCCUCCUUCCUUGCCUAAGAUCCCUUUACGGGGAGUCAGGUCCAAAGGUGCUCUUCAUCUCCACCCUGUCACAUCUUAAAGCCAGGGCAGGAGCAGGGAAGAACAUAUGAAAAACCCGAAAUGUGGCGAUAGCUAGGUCCAAUGUGCUGGUUGUUCUGGGAUGGUCUCUGACUGAAGCAGUUCCAGCUAAAAUAAGACGUAAUUAUCCCCUCUUAACCAGUCAGUGCCUGAGCAAUGCUCAUGGAGAAUGAAAAGGAGCCAGGCUAGGCACGCUACUGGACUGUCAAGGAAAAAAUGUGCUAGUUUGCUAAAGACUCUCCCUCAGGGACACAUCCACUCGUGGAUACAAUCUCACUGUCAACUGCAUCGCCUUUGAACCGAAGCACAACUCUAUACAGCUUGUCACCGUAGUUUAGGUUUGGGCAUAUUUGUCCAAAAAUGGAUUUUUCACAAUGGAAAAAUUCCCUCAAAGUAUACGCUUACCCUCUUGCCGUGUUAGCCACUGUGAUAAGAGGUAAGGGAGAUAGAAAACUGGGGUUGAAAAUAAUUACUUUAAAAUGUGUUCAUAUUGGUAAACUUUCAGCCAUGGUCUAUUUCUACUUCAGUUCUAAAUUGUCUUUGUUUAAUUCAAGUCCUUUUGUGGUAUUUAUUAUAAACUUGGAACAUUCAUGCCAUGAACACUAUCAUUGUUUCUACUUUAAACACAAAUUGAAGCUGAAAGUGAUAAACUUAGUGUCAAAGCACUGAUAAUAAACUAUUUGAUAUUUA